UCUAACAAACUAUCGUCACGAAGUUCAGUAUCGCGCGUACACUGGACUCGCGAUUACUUACAACGAAAAAAAUAAAUUAAACGUUUACUUGUCAAGUUUCAUAUUAUUUUUUCACAUUAGUUAGGGUUUUUAUUUUUUUAUAAAAUUUGUUAUUAUUUAGUUUUUUCAAUAAUAAGUAAAUAAUGGCGAAUGUAAGACAGACUCCGCUUACAUGUAGUGGACAUACAAGACCCGUUGUGCAUUUAGCGUUUUCCGACGUCACAGAAUCCGGAUAUUAUGUUAUUUCAGCGUGUAAAGAUGGCAAGCCGAUGUUAAGACAAGGCGAUACUGGAGAUUGGAUCGGUACUUUCGAGGGUCACAAGGGGGCAGUUUGGGGUGUAGCAUUAAACCCUCAGGCCACCCGAGCAGCAACUGGAGCUGCAGACUUUAAUGCAAAAGUUUGGGACGCAAUAAAGGGUGAAGAGAUUCAGUCUUUUCAACAUAAUCACAUUGUAAAGUCUGUUAACUUUAGUUCCGACUCAAAUUAUCUUUGCACUGCCUCCAACGAGAAACUCGUUCGCAUUUAUGAUCUUAAUAAACCAGAAGCAGCACCUCAGGUGUUUUCAGGUCAUACGAGUGGUAUUAGGCAUGUUACCUUUUUUAACAAUGAUACGAAUUUAGUUUCCUGUGCGGAUGAUAAGACGCUAAGAGUCUGGGACAAAAAUAGCGGUCAAGAAAUUAAACGAUUGGAUUUUCCUGCUAUACCCAGUUCGAUGGAAGUUUCCAAAGAUGGAAAGAUAUUCACUACGACUCAUGCCAAUAUUGUUUCGUUUUGGGAUAGCAAAGAACUGACCAAGAUACGCGAUUAUACUGUCCCAACACAAGUAAAUAGCGCGAGUUUACAUCCUGAUUGCACUAUCUUUGUUUGUGGUGGUGAAGAUCUCAAGAUGUAUAAAUUUGAUUAUACAUCUGGCACUGAAAUUGAAUCAUUUAAAGGACACUUUGGUCCAGUGCAUUGCGUGAGAUUUUCUCCUGAUGGUGAAUUGUAUGCAAGUGGCUCUGAAGAUGGUACAUUGAGACUGUGGCAGACGACAGUGGGUAAAACUUACGGUCUGUGGCGAUGCAUCGAACAACCAAUUUUGCAAGAAAACAAUUCUGUUAUGAAUAAUAAACACGAGGUUCCUGCCAACUAAGUCAAAAAUCGAUAAUUAUUAUUGCCUCUGAUGUGAUCAAGGCCUUUUUCACUGCGUAUUGUCUUCAUAAUGGAAGAGGAGUCUUAGAACUAAGUCAGGGAAUAUAGAUUUUGUACAAUCUACUUGUGCCGAAAUCCUUUGUACAUAUUAUAAUAGACUUUUAGACAAAUGCUCCAA
Molecule: messenger RNA, 1349 nt
Organism: Leptopilina boulardi
Lineage: Eukaryota; Metazoa; Arthropoda; Insecta; Hymenoptera; Figitidae
Gene: wmd
Product: serine-threonine kinase receptor-associated protein
Exons: 5
Coding region: 183-1172 (329 amino acids)
Biological process (GO): spliceosomal snRNP assembly
Cellular component (GO): SMN complex
Molecular function (GO): RNA binding; protein binding
Source: RefSeq, a predicted model, not a curated record